AUGGCAGGCAAAAUCACGAGCGAUGAGGGGUACGGAAGCUCUGUGGACUCAGUCUGCGAAAAGACCCUUUCUUUGAGCAACAGCGCCUCGUCCAUAACCAUGAACGAAAUCCUGCCCGUUACCAAGGUUCCAGCCUUGGACACGAUCGAUCCAUACGUUGUCGAUAGAUCAGCCGAGUGUGCGGUAGCCAGAAGUCCCCCGCUCGAGCUAUCUUGCAGUACGGAAUAUCAGAACCUCGCCGAUGGCAUCGUCCAGGGCUAUGCGCGUUUCAUAUCUGGCUUCACCGGGCUCGAAGAUGUUGCUUUCUUCGUAUCCCGCCAUUCGCCCUUCGUGUCGGGCACGCAACAGGCAUGCGGAGUCAUUUGCGCUUCCGUGUUUUGCUCCGAUGGUGCUGAGCAGCAGAGGGGCGAACAAUGUUGCAAAGUGCGCGAAGUAGAUACAUGCCACUACAACAAGGACGAGAUCCAGUUUUCGUUGACCCUAGGAUUGGGUGUCGGACCUGAAAAUGGCGAGCUACAACCUAGCGUACAAGGAAAUAUGUUCGGCUUGAAUGUUACAUCUACUACGAAUGACGGUGUUCUACAAAUCGAUUUUACCUAUCCGACGCAACUCAUUCCGGAUACGUCAAUCUCGCAACUGUUGAAAACGCUCGCCUCACACUUAGCCGAUUCGUCCACAUUCCUUAGCCUCGAUAUAUCCCCUCCUGAGCUUUCGAUCCUUAAUUUCCCUCCACUUAUGGUACCCCCGUCCAUGGGCACCGAACUGACUGAGGCCGUUGCAGCCGAGAGCUCUAGGCCACCCCUUCUUCACGCUGCUUUCGAGGGCUGGGCCCGUAGAAAGCCUAAUCGCAUAGCGCUUGACUUCGUACAUUCUUUAGCAUCUGCAGAAAUACCCGCAGAACACAGCAUUUUAACUUACGCAGCUCUUAAUACUGCAGCCUCGAACUUGGCCAUACAUAUCAGGACUCUUUUGUCCGGUCACGAUCACUCGGCCAGUCAAGGGCGCAUAAUCCCUGUAUAUAUGUCGACGUCCCCUGAACUUUAUAUUUCCUAUCUCGGUAUCCUGAAGGCUGGCUGUGCGUUUUCGCCGAUCCCUCAAGAUGCCCCCGCACGACGAGUACAAGAGAUCCUCCAAGAUAUUGGCUCUCCCAUUAUCCUAGGAAAUACACCUGAGCCGUCCCCUACACCGUGGAGCACGGAAACUACAGAUGCUACAACAGCCACUCACACAUGGGUUGAUGUCGUGGAAGUGUCGAAGUGGAAAGAGCUACGAGGGGACCAGGCCCCUUCAACACCUAUGUCUGAGCCUCUUGACCAACCAGAUAUAAAUGAAAAUCAGACUGCUUAUCUCCUAUUCACGAGUGGCUCUACUGGAAAGCCCAAGGGCGUUCAAGUUAGCCAUCGGGCAGUUACCUGCUCCAUUGAGUCUCAUGCUACAGCCAUCCCGCUCCCUGGAGACUCCGUUGGGGACUUCCGUUGGUUCCAGUUCGCAUCUCCCACAUUUGAUCCAUCGCUCAUGGAAAUCUUCGUAACAUUGAGUAGUGGUGCUACUCUUUGCUCUGCGUAUCGCAGUUUGACAUUGACAGACUUGGAAGCAACCAUCAAUGAAGCAAAGGCAACUGUGAUGAUGGCCACUCCCAGCUUGGCCGCACUUCUGCGUCCUUCACGUCUGACAACUCUCCAGUCUCUCUGGACCAUGGGCGAAAAGCUAAAUCGAACAGUCAUCGAGAACUUUGCUUCCAAACCGAAUACCAACGAGGUAAAUGGCUCUUCAGGGCCUUCGACCAUGUUGGUUAAUGCAUAUGGCCCCACAGAAGGCGCCAUUAACUGCACUUUCCUUGCCCCAGUCGACCGUUCCACUCGUGGUUCCAUCAUUGGUAAAGCGCUGCCUACGAGUGCAAUGUUCAUCUUGGAUCCGAAUACGCAUGUACCCAGGCCGGUACCGUCUGGGCUUACUGGGGAGCUGGCGCUAGGAGGACCGCAGGUCAGCAAAGGUUAUUUGAACCGCCCGAAAGAAACUGCGAAGUCAUUUGUACAUAGCCCCGACUUCGGCUACGUCUACCGCACUGGUGACAUGGCACGCAUUGUUUGGGACGAGACAGGCUCCCAGGUUAUUGAGUUCCUUGGCCGUAUUACCUCUGAUCAGGUAAAGCUCAGCGGUCGCCGCGUGGAACUUGGUGAGAUAGAGUCUGUCCUCUCCACUGUGAAUGGUAUUAUCGAGGCUGUGGCCGUAGUGUCGAAGCGGGACAUGAACGUGCAAGGCAGUGAACAGAUCUUUGCAUGCCUAGUAGUGGAUAACGCGACCGAAGUAGAAAAACACGAAAUUGUGCGAACCGCGCAAGAGUCAGCACAGUCGCAUCUUGCAUCAUACAUGUGCCCAUCGGCAUACGCAUUCUUUGACUCUCUACCUAGAUCUAGCUCUGGGAAAGUCGACCGCAAAGCCAUAUCUGCCAAGCUCCAGCAGGGUGAUGUGGACCUAUUCUCCACCCAGGAACCCAAGUCUGAAACGUCCGUUGAUGCACAAGACAGCUGGGAGAGUACAGAUGAACACACACAACGGGUGCAACAACUGGUACUCAACCUUAUUGCAGAAACAUCCGACGAAGAUGUCACCGCAAUCAAGCCCGGAUCAGAUCUUUAUUCGCUGGGCAUUGACAGUCUCGGGGCGAUGCGGCUCCUGCAGAAGCUGCGAGAUAAUUCCGUUGAAGGCUUAUCUGUAGGGGAUGUACUGCGAGCUGAAACACCUAAGGGGCUGGUGUCAAUGAUUGCAAAGCCUCACUCAACGGCGAAUGAUAUCGAUUCGAACGGCGCUUCUCUAGCUGAUAACUCCGCUGAGCUGCUGAGCCAGCAGCUUGCGUCAUUCAGUACCAGAAACCACCCUGUAUGUGCGGAGAGGCUCGGUCUAACCUCGGAUCAGCUCCAGAAAGUCUUACCGACCACGGCAACACAAUCUGGUAUGUUGACCAGCUUUCUGCGCAGCUCAGCAGAUAAGUCGUUCGAAACUCGCUCGUACAUUUAUCAUUCCGUCCUUCCCCUUGAGGCUGCAGUUGACCUUGACCGUGUACGGAGCGCGUGGGACUUUGUUACUGCGAAUUAUGACUCCUUCCGCACUGUCUUCUGCUGGCUCGACGACGACAUGGCUCCAUUCGCACAAUGCAUCCUGGCUGCCGAUGCAGUACCACAGCCAAAGUGGAACGUUUACAACGUCUCUGAGGGCAAUUCAGAGAAGGAAAUGAUAAACAAGGCUCUACGAGACGCGGAAGAAACCAUUAACUUGAAUACCCCUCCGUGGAAGUUGUCUCUGAUCACAUCCCCUGAAAGAACGCUCAUAAUCUUGAGCAUGUUUCAUGGAAUAUUUGACGGUGGCUCAUUGCAACUACUUCUUCAGGAUGUGUCUUUGGUUUACGGCAAUAAGGCUAUGGCCCACAGAACAUCAUUGGAGCAUAUUGUACAACAUCACUUUGGCGCUGACCACACAGCAACAUCUAAAUUUUGGAACGAACAUUUGGAGCACUACUCGCCGAUUUCUUUUCCUUCCGUCACGCCUUAUCGGACUCCUUCAGUGAAAGUGGCCGAUUGCGUGGAAAUCACCGCACACAUCAGCUACGACAGGUUGAAAAGGCAGUCUAAAACCAUUGGCGCAACCCCACUUUCAGUGCUACAGGCAGCUUGGGGCUCUGUCCUCUUGGCCUACACUGGGACCCCAGACCAAGAUGUUGUGAUGGGCAGUGUAAUUUCUGGGCGGUUGGAUCCCGACUCGGAAAUAUGUAUUGGUCCAACAUUUACCACCGUUCCCGUACGACUCGCUCUGAACCUGAUCCCACAGGAUGCCACUGGCACUCGGACGAACAGAUCUGUCGCCCGCUACCUGUCAUCGUUUAAUGCCAAGACAUUGUCUUAUCUGCAACCGCGUUUGGGGUCCCUGGUCACAGGAGAUGGUCGAUUGACAUAUGACACGCUUUUGGCAUAUCAGGACUUCAGUGCUGGAUCGAGCGCCAGUGGGCUUUGGAGCUCAAUAGACCACCCACCAAUGGGGAAUGACUUUGCUGUGAUGAUUGAAGUUUGGCCUGGAGCCAAUUCAUCUUUGACCUUCCGUGCCAGUUUCAAUCAUGCUCUGCUUGACUCUGAAUCAGCUGAGGUUAUGCUGAGACAAAUGGCGGAUAUCGUUGCGUUCAUACUUGAAACACCAGAAGGAAACUUCUUAGAUGCUCCAUCCCAGACCCAGGUCGAGCUGAAGUCAACUUUCAAUCCAACCUCAAGUAUUGCUCCAGAGGUGUCAGAGGGCGCGCUAAUCCAUUCUCGAUUUGAAGAACAUGCAGAAUCGCACCCAGAGGACAUAGCACUAAUAUUCAAGGGCGACUUGGAUGACGACAGUAACCCAUGUAAUAUCUCAUGGACCUAUGCGGAGCUCAACGCUAUAGCCGAUGAUCUCGCUGAGAAUCUGCUUCAAGUCACUGGUCCGCUGACAAAUACUCCUGUUCCCAUAUGCAUUGAGAAAAGUCCGGCCAUGUAUGUGGCUAUUCUGGGAAUUCUCAAAGCAGGCGGUGCCUGGUGUCCGAUUGACACCCUUUCGCCUGCCCAGCGUCGCCAUGACUUGAUUGCUCGGACUGGCGCCAAAGUUCUUCUCACGUCUAGUAAUGACGGCGAUCAACCCGAAGGGUCCAUCCCAGCUGGGGUCGAUACUAUCGAUGUUAGCCGAUUCACUGUGAAUACCUCUAAGUCGAACGGCAUGGGAAGGCCCAGCACUAGGCAAAGAACAAGCCCAGAUGGUAUGGCAUAUCUCAUCUGGACUAGUGGUACAACAGGUGCACCUAAGGGUGUUCCUAUCAAGCAUUCUGCCGCAGUCUCUUGUAUGAAAUCUCUUGGCAAGGAUAUUCCCACAGACGUACAAGGCGGCGUCGUUCGCUGCAUGCAGUUCUCACAGUAUACCUUCGAUGUGUCAAUCCAAGACAUUUUCUAUACCUGGAGCCUUGGAGGAAUUCUCAUCUCCGCUACCAGAGAGAUAAUGUUGGGCUCUUUCUCGAAACUCGCGAACAUUACCAAGGCUACCCAUGCGCAUCUCACUCCGGCGUUUUCAGCAGGUGUUCCUAGGAAGAGCUGUGAAACGCUUGAGGUGAUUACUAUGAUUGGUGAGAAGUUGACCCAGCCAGUCGCCGAUGACUGGGGCACAGAUAUGCGCGCCUUCAACACAUAUGGUCCUGCCGAAGUAACCAUUGUUUCCACAAUCAGGGAGUUCGGAAAUGAGCACAAGAACAUCAAAAGCGCAAAUAUUGGCUGGCCCAUGGAUACCGUGUCUGUUUUCGUGACAAAGAACCAGCGAAUGGUAAUGAAAAAUGCGGUUGGCGAGUUAGCAUUGGGUGGGCCCCAGCUUUCCCCUGGCUAUCUGAAUCAAGAGGAUGUCACAAAAGCAAAGUACGUUUGGAAUGAGGAAGCCUCGCAGACACUGUAUUAUACCGGUGACUUGGUGCGCAUGCUUGCUGAUGGCUCUCUUGAAUAUCUCAACCGUGUCGAUGACCUGGUCAAACUCGGUGGUAUUAGAGUUGAGCUUAGCGAAAUCAGUUUCUCCCUUGAUACCUGCCAUCCUUCCGUUGAGAAUAUUGAAACACUCAUCCUCAGUCGUUCCGACAGACCUACAAAGGUGGUGGUUGCCUUCCUUUCUGCACCUGCAGCUGCAUCUGCCGAUGAUGACAAGUUGUUGAUACUCAACAGUACGGCACUGGAUAUAGCGCGUGCUGCCAGAGAUAAAGCCCACUCGGUCCUUCCUGAUCAUAUGAUCCCGUCUGUGUACUUGGUUGUGAAAAACAUUCCAAGAACACCAUCUGCCAAGACUGACCGUCGGGCUCUGCAAGCCGCAUAUGAAGCUAUUAACAUCGACAGUUGGGAAGGCCAGCUAAACCCUGAAAAUGCGGAUUCUGCCAAAGAGUCAGGAAGCGAUGCAGACGCCACCACAACUUCAAAGAUAAUCGAUAUGAUCGCAUCACUGGCCAACAUCUCAUCCUCAAUCAUUACCAAGGUUAGUAGACUUGGAAGUCUAGGUAUCGAUUCAAUUCGCGCCAUUCGCCUUGCCUCUAGACUCAAAGAAGCUGGCUACCAACUGUCUGUUGUCGAAGUACUAAACUGUGUCACCGUACAAGAUUUGGUGAGGUUGGCCUCUUCUAGCAAAGCUGCCACUGCCUUCUCAGAUACAUUUGACCUGGAGAAGUUCAAUCUGACAUGGCAUGUUUUGGCCGCCAAAAAGAUACAAGAGGAUUUCUUCACUGUGCGCGCUACUACAAUUCAGGAAAGCUUGCUCAGUGAGACAAUGGGUACAUACGACAUGUACUGGAGCAAUCAUUUCUUCUCACUUGACCCCUCCGUGUCGCUUGACCGACUAAAGCAGGCUUGGCUUGCAGUUUCCCAAAAGACGGAAGCACUGAGGACUGGAUACAUUCCCGUGGCUGAGGCGGCUAGUACUUGUCAUGAUAAUUUCGACUUUUCUAUCCUGCAGCUCAUUUAUAAGUUGCCUACCUUAGAUUGGGAAGUACACAACUGUACUGAAGAUGAUUGGGUAGCGCUGCGUGACCACCGAAUUGAGACAAUUAUGAAAAAACACCAAAGCAAUUAUUUCAGCAACCCACCGUGGGCUGUUACCGUUGUCGACAAGGGCAAUGAAAGAGUCAUGGUUCUUACGAUACACCAUUCUAUCCACGAUGGCCCUUCUCUCAGUCUAAUCAUGGAUGAUGUGCAAUCUGCUUACAUGCACAAGCCGCCCUUGAGGCAUCAACUUAGCAGUGCGCUUUCGAUCGUUCUUCCGAAUGAAGUGAAGAGCGCAGAGACCUGCAACUUUUGGCAAUCCGAGUUAGAGAGGUUUUCAGAGCUGGACACUCCAGUGUGGCCUGACCUUACUGGCAAAAAGGUAGAUCCUGGAGUUGAACAAGAGUUCAAGCUCAUCUCAGAGGAAAUUCCAUUGACGGAGAAGGCUUCGGAGCUUCAAUCGGCUGCAGCUCAACUCGGAGUGUCAUCUAUUGCCUCUAUUAUACGAGCAGCAUGGGGCUAUGUUUCACUUUGCUAUCUCGGAAUCCCAGCAACCGUUUUUGCAGAAACUCUCUCCGACCGUAUGUUGCACCCGGAUCUUGAGGAUGCAAUUGGCCCAUUGAUCUCUGUUGUUCCCAUACCUUUCCACCCACAGGGAAGCGCGCGCGAAUUUCUCGCAGAGCAACACCGGAUCUCGGUACAAUCUUGGAAGCAUUGCCAUAUUCACGCUCGUGAUGUGCGAAGGAUGCUAAACCGGCCAAGAGGAGAGGCAUUAUACCCAGCUGUUUUCAAUUUCCAUGUGGCAUCUGAAUCAAAUGGCCCUUCUCGAUCCCAAAUCUGGCAGGAGCUAGAAGACCAAAUUGGCUUACACGUGGAGCAUCCCAUGGCCUUCAAUGUCUUUCAACGUCCAGACGGCGCUAUCGUCUUGGAGGCAUCAUCAGAUAGCCGCCUGAUGAGCCGAGAGCAGCUGUCGCUUUUUGUCCGUCAGGUCGAUGGCUUUGUCACUUCUAUGUUGGCGUUUCCCGACAAGCAAUUAGCAGACCUCAUGCACCAUCUUCCAACAGCCUUGAUGUCUAUCUCCACUAGACCUGUUCCCGAGUCUGUUCGUGAUUCGGUCCUUACUAGUCCAACCUAUUGGUUGGAGAAGAAUGCCCGCGAGCACCCGGAAUGGACAGCUGUUGAAGUCGCAAGUGACAUAGCUCCUGAAGGAAUUGUUAAAGAAGCGUGGACCUACGAGACGCUCAACACAAAGGCGAACCGUGUGGCAGCCUACAUUGCCUCCCAAGGGCAUAAGAACAGAAUGAUUGGCGUUUGCUGUGGACGAAACCUUCCUUCUUAUCCAAUAAUCGUUGGCAUCUUCAAGUCUGGAAAUGGUUACCUUCCGAUAGACGAAGGCCUUCCAGAUGAGCGUAAAGCAUUUUUGACUGAGGAUGCUGAUUGCCCCAUUGUCUUCACCGAGACCCAAUUUUCGCAGACAUUCUCCCGAGUCCCUGAAGGAUGUCGUAUUAUUUGCGUCGACGACUUUGGCUUCCAGGAAUUGGUGGAAACAAUGCCGGCUGAGGACCGGGAUUACCAGUCUCAUCCAGACGAUGUCGCCUAUCUUCUUUUUACAUCUGGUUCAACUGGUAAACCGAAAGGCGUCAUGGUCACCCGGGGCAAUCUUUCAUCGUUUAUCGAGUCAUUCGGAGAGUUCUGCAUCAAAGCAGCUCCUGGUACACUGACUCUGGGUGGCACUGGUAGGUAUCUCGCACAAGCCAGCAGAGCCUUUGAUCCUCAUCUUCUGGAAAUGUUCUUCCCGUGGCGCCAAGGAAUGACCACUGCGACCGCUCCUAGAGCUAUGAUCUUGAAUGACAUCAAAACAACACUUUCAAAAUGGGAGAUAACACAUGCAAGCUUCGUGCCGUCAAUGGUAGAUCAAUCCGAUGCCCGGCCAGAGGACUGUCCCAAGCUACAAUAUAUGACGGUCGGCGGCGAGAAAAUAUCCAAGAAAGUAUUGGAUACAUGGGCCGAUUCUCACAUCGCGCUUGUAAAUGCAUAUGGUCCGACUGAGGUGACAAUUGGUUGUACUUUCGCUCAUGUUAGGAAGGAGACAAAUAUGAGGAACAUUGGACCACCGUUGAGUGCCUGUGCCUGUCAUGUCAUGAUUCCCGGUACAGAAAACUAUGCUCUCCGAGGUCAAACUGGAGAGCUGGUCUUUAGUGGCGAUCUUGUUGGAAAGGGAUACCUUAACAGACCCGAUGCCACUGGAUUUGUGACGGGACCUAAUGGCGAGAGAAUGUACCGAACUGGUGAUAUAGGCCGUCUGAUGCCGGAUGACUCAGUGGAGUAUCUGGGCCGUGGUGACGAUCAAACCAAAAUCCGGGGCCAAAGGCUAGAGCUCGGAGAGGUGUCCGAAGUGCUACGCUCAUCUUCGGCCGUUACCAUUACUGUUGUCACAACAGUUGUCAAACAUCCAGGUCUCGCCAGAGCGCAGCUUAUAUCUUUCAUUACGCGGUCGGAUUCUCGUCACCACCAGCCGGAUGAGAGCGUAGAAUUUGUCCAGUCUGAUUUCGCUACAUUGGGCAAGGAACUCCAGGAUAUCCUCAAAAAGAAGCUGCCGGCAUAUAUGGUUCCGGAGCUUAUCCUACCCAUAACGUAUAUCCCGAAGGCACCGAUGUCUGGGAAAGCGAACCUCAAAGAACUGCAUGCUCUGUUCACGAAUUUACCACUUGCAGCUGUUCUCCAGGGAAACAAUGCGAUCAAUAGAAAUGGCAGUGCCGUCAGCCGACCUCUGACCGCUGAUGAGGAGGCCGUUGUGGAGGAGGUCUGUACCGUUAUAUCUACAGACCGUUCCAACAUUGGCCCAAUGACAAAUAUCUUUGAAAUUGGCCUGGACAGUCUGAGCGCCAUAGGCCUCUCCAUCAAGCUCAGAAAGGUUGGAUACCAAGCCACAGUCGCUCUUGUCAUGAGCAACCCAGUUAUUGAACAACUUGCCCGGCUUCCAAGAAACACCUCGUUAAUGAAUGGACAAGAUGCAUUGUCGAAUACACACCAAAGGCUUCUUGGCAUAGAAUCUCAGUACAGGGAAAGUUCCCCUGCUGGAGUCGACCUGUCUCAAGUUGCUUCUGUGCGUCCUUGUCUGCCCCUCCAAGAAGGCUUGGUAGCCCGCUCCAUCAAUAGCGAUGGGGACCAACUCUAUGUUAAUCAUGUUAUUCUUCAACUUGAAAAGGUCGACGUUGCUCAGUUGAAGUCAGCAUGGCAAACAGUGGUCAAUGACAAUGACAUAUUGAGAACUGCUUUCGCUCCGUUGGAUAAGGAGAUGGUCCAGGUGGUCUUCUCUCCUGACUCCAACCAGCUUCGCUGGACCGAAGAAGAAUAUCUCACCCUUGAAGAAUCGAUCGAGAGUUCCAAGCAGCAACAGGAAGGAGUCACUCAAGAUAUCAUUUCGAACAUCUCCAGUACACCUCCUGUGCGAUUCCAUCUUGCAAAGAGCUCUGAAACCAAGGAACCACUCGCUCUCUUCAUCUCCAUCCACCAUGCUCUCUAUGAUGGCGAGUCUUUCUCAAUGUUGAUGGACGAUGUUACUUCUUAUUAUGCCGAGUACCCAGUUCCAGAGAGAGGUUUACCGUUGGCAUUCAUUGAACAUGUUUAUGGUCAAGACUUUGAAAAGGCGAAGAAGCACUGGACUGAGUAUCUGUCCGGUUGCCACCCGACAAUCUUCCGCGAAGAUCCUAGUGUCAUGGACCUUCCAACUUCUGCGCACAAGCAACUUAGUAACAAAUUAUCAGCCUUAGAGCGCCGAUCAGCGAGUCUCCAAACAACGGUCCCCUCCUUAAUACAGGCUAUAUUUGCACUUCUGUUGGCCGAUACAGUAGGUGCUUCAGAUAUAACUUACGGACUUGUGCUCUCUGGUCGCGCUUUAUCUGUGCCUGGAGCAGAUUCGGUCCUGCUUCCAUGCAUCACUACAAUUCCCAGUCGUCUUGACACGGAUGGGCUGGACACGGUUACUGACGUAAUUGAGGCUGUCCAAAGAUCGACUGUCAGGUCGCUUGAUUACCAGCAUACUUCCUUGAGACAUAUACAGCGUUGGAUAAACUCCCAAACUCCUCUCUUUGAUUGCCUCUUCUCUUACAUCAGGGCUACUGAGCCAGAGAGACAUAGUCUCUGGAAGGAGCUUGACAGCCACAUGCCUGCUGAAUAUCCACUUGCACUUGAAGUCGAGGCAAACCAUGCUACUGACACGAUCAAUCUAAACUGCCUCUUUUCCCCAGCGUUCGAUACUCUAUAUAAUGGAGAGGAGUUCCUCGAAAAGAUGGAUGCUGUACUAGCAAGUGUCGCGUCAGGCGAAAGUGUCUCUUUGGAUAGUUUCAAUCUCCCUCGAGUGGAAGAUUCUGGACCACGUUCAUCUGCUAUUAAAUGGGACGAGACAACAUGGUCCAAUACAGAAACUGCGAUUCAAGGUCUCGUUGCUGCCUUCUGUAGCUUGAGGUUGGCAGAUAUCACCAAGGGAGCCUCCUUCUUGAGUCUAGGCAUUGACUCCGUUACAGCCAUCCAGUUCGCACGCAAGCUACGUGAGUCAGACCUCAAUGUUUCCUCGUCUGACGUCAUGCGCUUCUCUUGUGUUGGUGCGUUAGCUAGACACAUCGAGCAAUCUUCUCUCCCUCAGCCCACAACGAACGGUGAACAGGUUAACGGGACAACGAAUAUUCCUCUUAAUGUCUACCAGAAGCAUGUCCGUCUCUUAGGUGAUAGUGAUUCCGUCGAAUCCAUGUUUGAAUGUACACCUCUACAAGCAGGCAUGAUCACACAAACAUUAGCCUCCUCCGGGCAGGUCUACGUCAAUCCUCAUCCUGUCCGCCUUAACGACUCUGUGGAUACUAAUAGGCUACGGGAGGCGGUCCAAGAAAUAAUCAAGAGAAAUGACAUCCUGCGUACUUCAUUCCAUCUGAUAGGGGAGCUUGGCUCUUCCUGGAUCGGUGCUGUACAUACACAUCCUCCUCUUGAAUGGCAAGAGCUGACUUUACCAUCUGACCGUGACGUUCUUUCUGAGGUCAACGCACUCUUCUCGUUUGGGGAGGAGUCUUCCUUUGAGGUUCCCCCCAUCCGCUCAGUUCUGGUUAAUCAGCCUGAGGGAAGACUCCUGGUCGUCGUCAUGCACCAUUCUCUAUACGACGGUGCUUCCUUGCCAUUCUUCUUCGAGGACCUCGCUAUUACGUACAAUGAUGAGGCCUGCGGCUUUUGGGGCCGUAAGCUACAAGAUUAUGAAGCUGUUGAGCUUCCUCAGCUGCCGUCUUCUGAAUCUUUGGAUCGCAUGUUCCUCUCAGACAAUCAUGUUGAUCUUGACUUGCCGGUUAUUAUUGACGCCUGCAAAAAGAUGGAGGUCACUGUACAAAGCGUGGCUAUCUUAGCGUACGCCAAGGCCCUCGCACGUCUUAUUGGGAAACGUGACAUUGCAUUUGGACAAGUUCUUGCGGGCCGGUCAGUGCCAGGAACCGAACGUACUUUUGGCCCGCUGUUCAACACUGUAGCUCAAAGAGUGACCUUUGAGCCAAAGUUCCUGAGCAAUAGGGCUAUGGCUUCGCGGCUGCAACAACUCACAACUGAAGCACAAGAAUACCAGCACGCGCCUCUGAGAGUUGUACAAAACUCUCUGAGAAAGGCUAGUACACUGAGGGCUACUUCGCUCUUCGAUACGCUCUUCGUCUUCCAGAAGAGCGCAGACUUUGCUGGCAGCAUCCUUGAGGAGCAACAGAUUUGGAAGCCGUACGAAACAGAUGGCUAUGCUGCUCAAGCCGAGUAUAAGCUGAAUGUGGAAGUUGACCAUAGGCAAGACGGAAUUGCGGUCAGCGCCAACUGCAACGGGCAAUAUAUGUCACAAAUGGCUCUCGAUAGCUUCAUCAAUGAUUUCACAACCGCCUUCAAAGAUAUUAUCCAGCACCCAACCAGGUGCGUCACAGUCAUACCUGAGCAUCUUGGAGAGCUGCCUCUCAGACUGUCCUUGGAAACUCCCGAAGAACGCCUGGCUGAAGACUCCAACACACCUCCGCACGAAGCCACCGUUAAAUCUGUACUAGCAGAUGUUUCUGGAGUGCCAGUCGACAGUAUUAACCCCACUACUAGCAUCUUCAGUAUUGGGUUGGACUCCUUAUCUGCAAUCCGCAUUGCUUCUAUCUGUCGAUCGAAGGGUCUGAAGACCGGUGUAGCCGAUAUUCUCCAAGGCAACACCCUUCGUGGAAUCAGUCAACGUAUCCGACCUAUAACAGAACAGGCAAUCAAGCCUCAAGGUGCCCUUAUCAAGGACUACGAUCAAGUCGAGAAAAUAGUUUUGAGACAGCUGAGCUUGAAUAAGGAGUCGAUUGAAGCCAUUCUUCCCUGUCUCGGCGGUCAGUACUAUCACCUCGUGGGCUGGUUGAAGUCUGGACGGAAGCUGUUCGAACCUGCCUGGCCAUACUUUACUACGGAACGCAUCAAUGCCGACAUGCUUGAAGAAGCAUGGUAUCAACUUCGUCAAAGGCAUCCAAUACUACGGACUUGCUUCGCAGCUAUUUCUUCUUCCGAAGCGGUCCAGGUUGUCAUGAAGCAGGCUAUGCGUGACGCUGAAACUUUCAAGGUCAUUGAGUCUUCUGAUUCCAUAAAAGAGGCUGCAAGGGCACAGUCAAAGGCAGAGGCUUUAGAGCCUUCUUCGCUCUUUGUUCCCCCUGUACGACUACGCCUCAUAAAGGCCAGCGACAGAGACGGCAUCGUUAUCCUAGUGAACCACGCUGCAUACGAUGCAUGGACAAUGCCACUGUUCGUUUCAGAGCUUGCAAAGCUCUACCGUGGUCAGCCCUUGGACUCAAACCCUGAUUUCCCUUCCUUUGUCGACUACUCAGUCCGUUCUCUCCGUGAGGUUGACGAGAAAGCAUACUGGACCUCCGCCCUCGGCUCAGGUAUGCGCACCGUCAUCAACUCUAAGCAGGAAGCCGGCCAAGUCCCAGAUCAACUAUUCGUCGGGGCUUGGGAAAAGGUCAAGAACGUAUCCCACAUGGAAAACAUAUGCCGCUCCGUCGGCCUGGGUCUCCAAGCCGUGGUCCUUCUGGCUGUUGCUCGCACCCUUGCGCGGGCAACAGGGUCAACAAGUCCAACCAUGGGCUUAUACCAAACCGGUCGCUCCGCCUCAUUCCCCAACAUUGAGAAGCUCUCCGGGCCUUGUCUGAACGUCAAUCCAUUCACCAUCUCCGACGUCAUCUCUGACGAAUCGGACCCCAACCUCCUAGACAAAGCCCGCGCUGUUCAAUCUUCCCUUGCAGAACGCGUCUCAUUCGAGCAAAGCUCGCUGCAGGACGUCCUCCGCUGGGUUGAUGCCCAACAAUCCGGAUCGCCAUGGUUCAAUACCUGGGUCAACCUCCUCUGGAUGCAGGGUUCCAUUCCAUCAGCUAAUGAUGCCUCGCCAGAUGCAGACGUCAACGACAAGGCCGAGGUCUUUUUGCCUCUUCGCAUUGGUGUCCCCACGGACUUUAUUCCCGAUGAGCCUCUGCCUGGUCUGGAGGCGACCUCCGUGUCUGCCUUGGAUACUUCUCUUCUACUAGAUGAGAACGUCUACAUCGAUAUCGGACCUGACCCGAAGACUGAUACCAUUGGAUUCGGUGUUCGUGUCGAAGGUGGCUGUCUUUCUGAGGAGGAAGUCAAUGAACUUGUGUCGGAUAUUGGGGCUGAGAUUGAAGGAAUUGUGUCGUCGUUGCAGUGA
Molecule: messenger RNA, 14217 nt
Organism: Aspergillus bombycis
Lineage: Eukaryota; Fungi; Ascomycota; Eurotiomycetes; Eurotiales; Aspergillaceae
Gene: sidC
Product: nonribosomal siderophore peptide synthase SidC
Exons: 3
Coding region: 1-14217 (4738 amino acids)
Biological process (GO): amino acid activation for nonribosomal peptide biosynthetic process; secondary metabolite biosynthetic process
Cellular component (GO): cytoplasm
Molecular function (GO): phosphopantetheine binding; catalytic activity
Source: RefSeq, a predicted model, not a curated record